Molecule: messenger RNA, 1287 nt
Organism: Helianthus annuus (common sunflower)
Lineage: Eukaryota; Viridiplantae; Streptophyta; Magnoliopsida; Asterales; Asteraceae
Product: basic leucine zipper 19
Exons: 5
Coding region: 158-1033 (291 amino acids)
Biological process (GO): regulation of DNA-templated transcription
Molecular function (GO): DNA-binding transcription factor activity
Source: RefSeq, a predicted model, not a curated record
AUAUUUCUUCCUCUCCCGGUUCAAAACGCCAACCCACUUGCACAAUGGCUUCACCAAGCCAACGUGUAAAGACGGCUUAAAUCGCUCAGCUACGCAUCGUAUCUCCAUUCCAUUUCUCUCUCUCGAUAAUCGGGUGAAAAACCUCUAAAAGUCAAUCAUGUCAAGACAACCGCAACUUCCGCCUCGCUGCCCAAUUUCGAAGUCGAAUUCUCUCGACCCGCCCUCUUCGGGCACGUUCCACGAUGAAUACUCUCGUACCCGACUUUACAAAUCUCUGUCACAAAGUUUCGAUAUGGAGGAACAGCCGGAAUGGCUAGACGAUCUGUUGGGUGAUUGGGACCCGGGGUUCAAGUCAAAGUCUCAUCGACGUGCAGCUAGUGAUUCCGGCACUGUUUUCGAUGAACUUGUCGACUUGCCGAAUGUGAAGACGGAAAAAGACGAUGACACUGCUGUGCCCGCAUUGGAUUCGGAUUGUAAAUACGGUCCUAAUUCGCCUCGGAGCAAGGAUAAAGUAUCGGUUCAAGAAAACGCUAUCGUUUCGGCUUUAUCGGAGUAUGCUUCUCAUGGUCCAAUGCAGUAUGUUAAUUCAGAUCCUUUGGUUUCUGUAGAGAAUCCUGCUGGUGAAGCCGAUACGGAUGCUAAACCGUUUAAAAGGCACUCUGCACAACGGUCACGAGUGCGUAAACUUCAGUAUAUAGCAGAACUGGAAAGAACUGUUGAGAAUUAUCAGAAUAUUGUGUCAGAAUUGGUUGUUAGAGUUAAAUCUUUGGGUGAGCAGCGUGUUUAUAUGUCGAUAGAAAACAAGCAACUUAAACAGCAGUUAGGCAGGCUGCAGCAGGAAAAGUUUGUCAAAGAACGCCAGUACCAGCUUAUGAGAAAUGAAGUUGAGGGGUUGAAACGUAAUUUGGCGUAUUCACGCAAUGGCAACAAGGGAAGAACGCAUUUUAGGUCGAAUUCUAGCGGCGAUGUGGAGAAAUUGAAUGUAGAACCGAAUUGGCGUAUGAUUGACAUGGGGAAGCUUCAUAUUAACUGAAGAAUUUUGGCAUCAAGGUAAAGAUGGUGAUGAUGAUUUUCUGCAGAUUGCAUACAUUUUAGGUAGCAUUAGACGCUCUUUUUAAAAAAAAUCCCAAUGGAUAUUGUGUUUAUGAUAUCCCAUUUGUUAAAAAAAAGGGGGACAAAGCUAUGUAGCAAUCUUUGUUUAAGAAAAAAAGAACUGUUAUUAACUGAUUUAACUCCAAGGUUAGAAAAGCCUUGCAUGAUCAAUGGACCGGUUCCAACUUUGUCUGA